Messenger RNA from Closterium sp. Yama58-4, 3054 nucleotides. The record is from the annotation of a GenBank genome assembly. Lineage: Eukaryota; Viridiplantae; Streptophyta; Zygnematophyceae; Desmidiales; Closteriaceae.
AUGACACCUCACGAUGACGUGGCAAUUCAUCCACCUGUGCCUGAUGACGUGGCAAGUCAUCCACCUGUGCCUGAUGACGUGGCAAAUCGCCCCCGUGUGUUGGUCUUGGGCUCUCCCUCUGUUGGCAAAACCACCCUCGCACAGCGAAUCACAGCCGCACAACCCCACGACAACAGCAGCAGCAGCGACGCGGUAGCGGGCGAGUGCUUCAGCUGGCAGGUAGACACCAAGUACUACACGGCAGCAGUGGCAGUGGUCACGGCGCGCCUAUCCUCUGUGCCUCCCUGCGGCGCCACGGGUCCCACCUCGCCCCUCGUGAGGGGCGCUGAGGCGCUGCUGCUCGUCUUUGACCUCUCCAAUCCUGCAUCAUUCACAGCAGUGCAGCGGUGGGCAGAGCAGGCUGACGUGAGUCGCUUUGAGAUCCGCCUGUGCGUGGGCAACAAGGCGGACCGAGUGAGGCGUGGGGGCAGUGGGGGGCACAGCAGCAGAGGGGUGCAACGUCGUGGGCGGCAGAGGGAAGGGGGGAAAGAUGGGGACGAGCACACAGACUUUGAUGGCGCCCUGCUGCUGGUUGCAGGCAGGGGGGAUGGGGAUGGGGAUGGGAAUGGGGAGGGGGAAGGGGGAGGGGAGCAGGAGGGGAGAGAGGGGGAGGAAGUGGGGGAAUUAGCUUUGGCAGGCGAAGGGGAGAGGGAUUGGAGCAAAGAGGGGGCAGGUGAGGUGGGUGGAGGGGAGGAGGGGGAGGUGAAACGGCGGCAGUGCGAGGAGUGGUGUGCGGACAAUGGUAUUGAGUAUGUGGAGGCGUGUGCUGCCCAUGAGGCCAUCGAUGCUGCCCUGGGCACGGACGGUGACAUGCAAGGCAUAGAGCGCAUUCGCACUGCCCUGGGCACGCACAUGUGGCCGGGGCUGACCCUCAAGGCACAAGGGGGGACGCGGGGUGGUCCCAUGCAGGGCCUGUCGCACCUCAUGGAAUUGGGGGGCAGCGAUGCAUCACACGUGCAUGAAGGCCAACCCGACUCUCCACAUUCGUCCUCGGCAUCAGAGGGCAGUACUGACAGUGAGAGUGACCCCACCUCCUUGGACCCAGCGCACUUCCCCUACCACCGCCUGGACGACGCCCCUGACCCCGCGCUGCCCCACUCGCCCCCGGCACGCACCUCCCUCACCUCCGCUCCCUGCGCUGCUUCUGCUGCUGAUGGGCUAGCGGACCAGCGGACGGCGCGGGGGAGGGGCGGGUGGAAGGCGGGCAUGGGCGGCAGCGAUGGCAAGGGGGAAAAGGGGCGCGUGGUGUGUGUGACGUGUGGGGCGCGGCGGGAGCAGCUGUACCGCGUGCACUCGCCGGGGAGCAUUGAGGUGCUCAAAUGCGGCGAGUGUGGAGCUGCAGCCGACCCCUACGUCGAGUGCGACCCCCUGCUGGUGCUGCUGGACGUGCUACUCUUAAAGCCCCAGGCGCACCGCCACGUGGUGCACAACCUCGUGCUCGCCUCGACCGUCCCCCUCGCUCGUCCGCUGUGCCUCGCCACGGCCCUCAUCCUGCUCUGCCAUGCCACGCUGCUGGUGUUCCGGGCGGCACACGGCAUCACAGUUGACCCCGCCGACCUGCUCUCCCUCCCCAUCAUCGCCCAGGGUGUGGCAGUAUCGCUGCUCUCCAAGCUCCUCUUCCUCGCUCUUGUCUUCUUCUCCCUGCCCGCUGCCCGCCACCUGCUGAGCUGGCUGCCUGCAAUUGGACCACCUCACGCAGGCAGCAGUCAGAAGAAGCCACAAAGUGUGUCCUUCCCACUGGUCUUCUACAGCCUUCUCCUCUCCAGCCCUCCAGAGUGCCUUGCGCUCCCGCUUCUGAUAUGGAAGUACGAGUGGGGUAUGCUCUUCCUCUCCGUGCAAGUGCUGCUCUUCGUCUCCCACAUCGCCUCCUUACAAGCUGUUUCCUUCAUCCCAUGGCCAGCAGCAGCAGCAAGCAUAGCAUGUGGGCACAUGGCCAUACAUGCAUUUGAGAGUAGAGCAUGUGCAAUGCUUGCUCAAAGCUAUUGGAUGGCGGGGCGCGCGGGGCGCGACAAGGGCGCGCUGCGCGCGAUGAUGCGCGAGAUGGCGCAGAAGACGGAGAAGCGCAUCGACUCCCCGCUCGUGAGGUACAACGAACUGGGGCAGGCCGUGUGCCGAGUCUGCACCACGGUGAUCAAAUCCGAAAGCCUCUGGGCCGCACAUCUUGUCAGCAAGCAGCACAAGGAGGUAGGUCUGUCUGUCCCGUACCCCCCGUCCCUCACCUCACCCCCGAUGGGUGAUGGAUCGCCCAGCCCUUCGUCCAAGGAGCAGCGCUUCAUUCAAAGCAUGCUUCAGAGGAGGGGGGAGCACAAGGGGGAGUCGACCAUUCAAAGCAUCUUCCACUCCAGGAGGAGCAAUGCAUCUGUACUUGCUUUGUCCCCUCUCUCUCGCGCCCUCCCUGCCCCUCAGGCCCUCUCUGCCUCUCACGCGCUCCCUGUAAACCCGAAACCUUACAGCCUUUCCAGUCAUCCCUGGGCACAGUUCACAACCACAGAGCCAGCCACAUCUACUGCGCGCUCCUCUUUUCUCUCUUCGCUGCAUCCCCAACACCAUAGUGCGGAGCGGCUCAAGCAGAGAGCCAAGGCCGCAGCACCGCCUGCCACCGCUGCUGCCACCAGUGCAGCGCAGCGAACCACAGCUGCAGCAGCCCCGGCAGCGGGUGGCGGAAGGCCUUCCUCCGCUGCCGCUGCUGCUGCCGCUGCUGCUGCCGCUGCUCCCUCUGCUGCUGCUGGGGCCCUCCCGAGUGACUUCUUUGAUUCCGCAUCCGCGGCUAAACGGCCUCGCCACGACCCGCCCUCCGCCACCCCCUCCGCAGCUGCGUGUACAGCAGCAACACAGCCACCAGCAGCCGCGUUGCCUGGGAUGUUGCCGGAGGGGUUCUUUGACAGCAAGGAGGCGGACCACAAGGCAAGGGGCGUGGAGGUUGCACAAGGUGUGGGAUUAGAUGGGUUCUUUGACAGCAAGGAGGCGGAUCACAGGGCGAGGGGCGUGGAGUAUAAGAAGCCAGACGCCGAGUGA